Heterostelium album PN500 is the source of this 1161-nucleotide messenger RNA. RefSeq lists its product as uncharacterized. Gene Ontology annotation, molecular function: palmitoyltransferase activity. The coding region runs from base 1 to 1161 and encodes 386 amino acids. The record is from RefSeq and is a predicted model, not a curated record. NCBI's taxonomy places the organism in Eukaryota, Evosea, Eumycetozoa, Acytosteliales, Acytosteliaceae. The transcript is spliced from 5 exons.
AUGGAUCAGAAACAUCUGUAUAGUACUGGUGUCGGUGUUGGUGGUGGUGGUGGUGUUUCAUAUCAAUCACCAAAGAUACAAAGAUAUCAGUCUGGCCAGAAUGGUAAUGGCAAUGGCAAUGCUCUUCUUGAUACCAUUGCUAUAAGCAGCAACAGCAACAACAACAAUAUGAGCAGUGGUGGUGGCAGCAACAAGAGUUCCAUUAGAUAUAGUAACGAUAGUAGCGAUCAUUAUCAACAUCAACAUCAUCAUAAUAACAACAACGACGAAUCAAUAGGUGAUGAAGAUAGUUAUGAUUUCGAAGAUGAUGAUAGUAAUAGUAACGAUCAUCAUAAUCAUCAUCAUCAUCAUAGUAACGACGACGACAAUCAACAACAUCAACAACAUAUUAUAGAUUUUCAACAACUAAAAAACAGUUCCUAUUCACCACAAGACAAACAAUAUUGGAGAACAAGAUUGAAUUCAGGUCUUUUUGCAAUAGUGUUCCUCGAAUGUUUAUUUAUUUUCACAUAUGUACCUUAUUUCUAUUAUUUCACAGCACAAUCGAAAUCCAUAGUUGCAUCUGCACUCAUUCUAUUGAUCUAUCAUGCAAUCAUGUUUUUAGUUCAAUUCUCAUUGUUUAGAACUACAUUUACCGAUCCCGGUGGUAUACCCAAUGGUUUCCCACAAUCUAUUUUCUCCGAACAUGAAAAUUUAUUAUAUGAAACAAACAGUCAAGGACAAAAAAGAAAAUGUUCAAAGUGUCUUAAGAUGAAACCAGAUAGGACUCAUCAUUGUUCAAAAUGUAAAAGAUGUGUAUUGAAAAUGGAUCAUCAUUGCCCAUUUGUAAACAAUUGUAACGAUGAAAAUAUAUUUGUUGGUGUUGUAUUUGUGAUUGCUCUUAUUUUUGGAUUAGGUUUGUCAGUUUUCACGAUGACUCACUUUAGUUAUGUUUUCAAGAAUGUCACUACUAUUGAACACAUGGAGAAGAAACUUCGAUUCAGUAAGCAAUCCACCACAAACAACUCACUGUUUGAUGUGGGACAUUAUCAUAAUUGGUGUCAGGUUUUUGGUUACACUGCCAGUAAAUGGUUCCUACCUGUACCACCUUCCUAUGCUCUUUCAUCUGGAAUGAUAUUCCCUGUGAAUUGCUCAGAGGAUUCACCCUUGAUGGGGUUUUAA